Molecule: messenger RNA, 7515 nt
Organism: Neospora caninum
Lineage: Eukaryota; Apicomplexa; Conoidasida; Eucoccidiorida; Sarcocystidae
Exons: 3
Coding region: 1-7515 (2504 amino acids)
Biological process (GO): regulation of DNA-templated transcription
Molecular function (GO): DNA-binding transcription factor activity
Source: RefSeq, a predicted model, not a curated record
AUGAAUGACGGAGGCAGGGAGGUAUUCUUUGGGAACGGUGCGUCGUGGGACUCAUCGCCACGACCCCCGCCACAUCCUUCGGAUCCCGGCGCUCCCUUCUCGAGUGUGUCUGGCGCCCAAUGCACGCAACCGGUUUCGUGUUCAACUCCGUCACCGUCUUCAUGCACUGAGUUGACGGCCGCCUCGUCCCCGUUUUCUGCACCGUGUUCGUCUUCCCUUCCGUCUUGUUCGCCUUCGGCUUCUCUGUCCUCGUCGCCUGUGGCCCUCUGCUCCCCCCCGCCCCGUUCACUCUCUGCGGUCACUCCCUGUCAAGCCUCUCCAGCCUCGUCCGUCGGUGCUCAAGACACGCACACGUCGGCAUCUGUCUCCGAGCCCCAGGGGACUGUCCUUAGUUCUUCGCUCCUCGCUAGCCCUGAUUCGGCGGACAGCGUACUUGCUCGCGACGCUGGAUGUGAACGGGUUCUGUCCCCCAAUUCCUCUCCCUUCCUUACAUGUGCUCCGUGUUCGCCACGUCAGCGAGACGGUAUUGAGACACGCCCCGGGCCGUCUCCGGUUUCGGGCGGCUGUCAGGAAACAGGCUGUUUGCAGGACGGGACCGGUGGUGAAUCUCCGUCGUCUCCUCAGUCCAUGUCGCUUCCUCCCUCGUCGUGUGCCAUUCCCCAGGCCUCUGCAGGCUCGAACACAGAGGAGUCCGCUCGUCACUGCGCGGAUCAGGUGUGCGCCUCGCUGCAGGUGUCUCCUGCCUCGUCUUCGUCGCCCUGUCAGGCCGUUGCCAUCGCGUGCUCGUCCGCGUCGCAGCCUUUCACUUGCGUUUCCAAAUCCUCGCCAGGCCGACAGUGGGCGUGUGAGCCUGGGGUGUCUUUGCCGUUCAAGCCGCCGCCCGGUGGCGAGCCGUCUGGAGCGAUGUUGCCCGUGGCGUUAGACGCGUUGACUGUACAUGGGCAACCCUCAACGCACGACAAUGGUGCCGUUCCUCGACACGACGUAGCUCGCAACGGGAGAGAUGGGGACAGACCAGCUGAGCCUUCUGGAGAGGCGCCUUAUACAGGCGUGUCGGUUCCGUUGGGCCGUAACUUCUCAUCCGUUGCAUCUGAUCUUCGCUCCCCGCCUCGAACGCAGAAGGCAUUGGGCCGCCCGUCAGACGCGGCAAACUCCGUUUCGUCUUCCCCGUUUUCUCCUGUCUCUCGGGCAAGCAGAAUCGGCCCUUCGGAGUCAUCGGCGCCGGCGUCUCUCGCAGACGCACAGCACACAGGGGAAGUCAGCGCUGCUGCGGAUGCGGUUUGUGGGGGUGGUGCUGGCGGAGCGGAGCAAGCUAAAUCACGUUUGCGGUUUAAUUCCUCUGCAACAGAAGACGCUUCCGUUUUCCCCUGUCCAUUGGGCUCUGCGUUUUCCCAGAGGGUGCGUGGGGGGGAGGGCGAAGCCAGGCUAAACGAUUUGACCAGUGCAUUUGAAUUCUUUCGACCUCGCGCCUCUCCGUUUCCCUGCACAGUCACCCAGCAAGCCGAAAUGUACAUCCAACUGCUCACGGGGUUGGUAAAACUCCGUGCGUCUUUCUGGCGCUCGCCGAGACGGUCGCACGCGUUCUCAUUCCAUAUUUUUCAGAUUCAGAACGCAAAGAGCGACAGCGAUCUUGUUCCGUAUCGACAGAUUUUCGAGCCCCUUUUCAGUCGUCUGGGCCUGCCGCUCGCUCACACGCCAGCCGUGCCACACCUUGCAGAGUGGGUUCUCUUGAAGAAUCUUUCAUCUGCCAGAGAGGCCGAGGAAGAGCAGAGAGAAAACGAGGGUCCGGUGGACACCGAACGCGGGCAGCAUGGAGAAGCUGCUGCCGGGAGACAGUCGAACGGGGGAAGCAAAAGACACGCAGGGGAGUCAGCGUCUGCCUCCGGGCGAAGGCAUGCGCGUAGUGACCGCUCCCCGCCGCCCUCGCCCAGUGAUGACGACGUCGUCGGGCUCUCUCCAUUUUCAGGUGAAGGCGUCGAAGGUCAACGCUGUUCUGCCUUCUCCCCGCUGCAAAGCGACAGAGAACGGGAGGGAAGUCCAAUCACGGAGCUCGUGAAGCAAAAUGGGCCGCCGUGUCUGGGGCGUGCUCUGGAGGACGUCUACCAGGCCUUAGACAGUCUCUUUAUGUCUUCCAAACAGGCACACGACCUUUGUAUGACACCGGCCCUUCCAGAGGGUCUUUUCGAAUCGCCUCAGGAUGCGUCGUCGGUGGACAAGGUCCGUGGCGUACAGCCGACCCGGGGCCUGUCGUUGUCGGCCUUUGCUGCCGAGCGUCUGGGACCGCCCCUCUCUCGUUUGCGCUCAGGAAGUUUAGGAGAGACAGAGAGGCGGUGUGUCGCGCCAGUUGCAGGGCGCGGUUCAGGGGCAGUGACCGCUUCUCUGUCUUCUCGCUUGAGCGGCUUUUUCCCUCAGCCGCACGGCAAGCAAAGCUUCUCCCGAUCAGGUGCCUCUGCGCUGUCUCAUCCAGAUCACGGACUUCGGUUCUUCCUGUGCCCUGGCGGGUUAACAGGCAAACGUGACUGGAGAGGGGAAGAGCUUCCAGGGGGACAGCCGCUCUGUCUUCAGCACGAUGUUCAGAUCUCGUUUGGGGAGGUGCCGGCUUCACCUGCUUCCGCUGUCUCAGUCUCGCUCCUUGUCUCCCCCGUAGGUCAGACACUGCAGUCGUCGUCUGGUGUUUCGUCCCCGCCUCAAAUGCAUCGUUCGCCGUCGUCAAAUCCCCGCCAAGACGGCACCGGAGCUCUCGGCGCUAGCGAGGUGGGCAACGCAGCUGCGCCUUCUCAGGGGACCUCCGAGCUGCCUUCGGCCCAUCGCCCAGUCGUGGGCCUGUCGGUGGUGGUACCAGCAGGAGCGCCGCCACGCAGCGGAAAAAUGACAACACGGGGGGCGGCACCGGCGACUCAGGCAGGGGUUGAUCCGGGCGCUACUUCAGCGGAGAUGCACCCGUCAGGUGAAGUUGCCCACGAAGGGAGAACGAUCCCUCCCUCUCUUCAGGCAUCAGCCACAGACGCAGCGUCUAGCUUUCCACCGGUAUGCGGCGCAACGGAUGCGGCAGCGACGCCAUCUUCCGGCCAAAUGGCAGACAAGACCCGAGUCUCGGAAGGUAUGUUCCUUCCAGGGGGAGAGGGAAAACAAUGCAUCGGCGGUCCGAUGGAGGCUUCUGUGUCCUCCUCCCGUCCUUCGUCCCUCACAUCUUGCGGUCAAGGCGAGGGGUCGUCCGGUUCUGCGAACGCGUCUGUCUGCCGCAUGUUUCAAGAUCAGCAGCCAUACCUUUCUCAAGCGAUUGGGUUGCUGACUCUGAAUGUGGUGAGCCCAGGCGGAGGACCGGGAACCAUCGCAUCAGCGUGCGUCUCCAGUCCCAGUCCAACUUGUCUCCGCGCAAAUGGGGCGCCGUAUGCGGUCUCAGGGGCGGAGCAGCCCCAGGCGAUGCGGCGGCGGGGAUCAUCUCAGCCGCGCUCGCACGCCUCGCUUCACCCCUCUUCUCUUGCGGGGUCUGCGACUUGCCCGUCAUCGGGCGUGCAUGCGCCCUUCAGCCCGACAGAAGCGACCGGACAGGGGACGGUCUUUCCGGUGUCGCUGGAGGCGACGUCCGUGCCGCCAAUGCAUGCCAAGCGCGGCAGUGGGCGUGUGAGUGCGUCGGCGUCUGCCGCUGCCCCCGCUGCCCAGUCAGGAAGUGCCGUCGCCUCUCAGGAAACGCGAGCGCCUCCCGCUGGAGACGGUGUACAGUCGUCCGUGGGCCAGGGCGGCAACGAGAAGGAUCAUAGGCCAUCGGGCAGUGCGGGGGCUGUCUCGGGCACUCCUGGGGAAGGAACCGGAAACAAGCAGGGCGUUCCGCUUUUCUCCUCUUCUUGUGGGGUGCUGCCCUCGUGUCCGUCCUCUCUGCCAGUCGCCAUUUCGUUGACACCUCUCCAGCUUUCCCAGCUGCAGAUCCACCCGAGCAACUUGGCCCUCUUCACGAAUCUUUCUCUUCCUUCAUCUUCCGCGUUGCUGUCACACGCGACAGGAGGUGUGCCUUCGCCCCUGCUCGUGACGGGAGGAGGAAACGUUUCUCUUUCCCAGCUGGCGUGCUCGGGGAAUGGCCAGGCUCCUGCCAAUGCUUCCGCCGCGUUUCCGUUGCCUUCAUCCGCCGGCGACCCUACGUCUAGUGUCUUUGGCUCUGCGCAGUCACAGGGGGCCACCGGUUUCGGCGUCCUCCCUGCCCCAGGCUUUCUCCUUCAGAAUCUGUCUGGAGCGUCUGGAGGUGCGAACGCGUCCUCGCCGCUCCGUACGCAGGUGACGCCUUCCGGUCAGCUCUUCCUCUCGUAUUCGCUCCCCUCAGGAACGACGCCAGGCGCCGGCGCCAGUGUGAGCAGUACAGCUGUUGGACGGACGCCGUUUGGCGGCCUGAAAUGUGGCCCGCUGAACGUCCCGUUUCUCCGAUUCCCUGCGCCAGCGACUGCGGCGGGUGCGCCAGGGGCGGUCGGCGCUGGUCGCGAGCCAAGCGAAGCGGCUCAGUCGACAGGAUCGGACUCACGCGCGUCUUUAUCUGGUGGCCAAGGGACCGCACCUGUCGGUCGCGCUAUUUCGGCGGUCGCUGGGGCUCCGGCUGCGUCAGCGGGCCCAGGAGUCCUUUCUGCCGCUCGUUCGGUUGCUUUCUGUGAGCGGCGAAGCCAGGCUGGCAGUGAGAGGCAAGGCGAGCUCGCUGUGCCAGGAGCUCCCUCGACGUCAACUGUAGGGUCCGAGGGGGACGCGCUGUGCAGGCCGCCCGGCAGCACGACCCAGAAAGUGGAUGCAUGUGGGGCAGACGAGGAAAGAGGAACCAAAGACGCGGGGGCCGGUUCAACGUCGGACGCGACGUCUCGCUCUCCCUUCCCGCUGUUUCAACUCUUCCGGAACGGCUGGUGGGCCACGCCGAUUCCGCCAGAAGACCCUCCGCUGGACCGGGAUGCAACGGAGGCGCUGCUGUCUUUCCUGCCGUCUUUCCCGGCGGUGGUGUACGACAAAGAGGAGCACUGCUUUUUUUCGCUGUGGCGGAUGAAGGACGGCCUCGUGCAGAGGCGCCGAUGCGAGUGUGCCCUUCUAGGCGUGAGAGAAGCUCAUCGGCAAGCCGUUCAAACCGUCUGUCGAUUGACUCGUCGGCCACCGGGCGUCGUGUAUGACUGCAAGAGUGGGAAGUGGUCCGUGUGCGUCACGCGACACAACGGCCGCCAUCGCGCCUCAUUCUCGGUGAAAAAAUUUGGUUUCGAGGGCGCCCACGAAAAGGCUAUGGACUGGUACGAGGCGAAGCGAGUCCAGUUGGGCUUGCAUGACAAUCCAACAUGCGCGGAGAUCGUUGAUUUCGACGCGGGUGUGAAGGCGAACCCUUCAGCUCUCCUGGAUAUUGUCCGAAAGGCUGUUGACGCUGCCCCGCCUGCACAGCCGGUGCGUACCUCGUCGCCGAGGCAAAAAGCGGAGAACGCAUGCGAGGCAGACGAAGGACGCGAGGGCAACGACAAAGACAAGAAAGCAGAUUCCGCAAAGGGUGGUGAAGGUGAUAUCUGCUCCCGACCUCUCUCUGCCGUUUCGCGCGCUGCGCGAUGUCCAGGCUCCGGUGUGGAAGCGAACGGAGCUGAGGCGGAUUCGUUGCCCCUGGCCGCGUCCUCGGGUUCGUGCUCUUCGUCGUGUUCUGCAGCUGCUUCAUCUUCCGCAUUUGCGCCUUCAGGUGUGCGGCAAAACGGCGCGACGGCUGUAGUGGGGGACAGGGAGGAGAACAGGACGAACACGAGUGUGACAAACGAUCAACAUACUCACGUCAAAGACGGAGCAAUUGCCGAACUGGAAGUAAAAGAGAAAGGACAAGCUGAAGGAAGUCUGCCUGCGCCAAACAACGAGGCGUCCGUAAGUUCUGUUGUCAUCGCGUCGGUUGCGGGGAUCCAGCGGAGACCCGAACUGUGUGAUGACGGGGAGAAAGAUGGAGAGGUGAAAAUGCUCGAACAAACAGAAUCGUCAGUCGCAGGUCCAGUGCUCAACAGUCCCCGCGAAGGAACGCCUGGUGCGACCUCCGUCUGCGCCGCCCCCAGGGUGUUUGGAGGUGACUCGGCUCUUGACUCUUCCGUUCUACUUCGUGAAUCUGCGUCGGCUGUUUCUGGCUCUCUACAGCCGUUUUCAACUGAUGCGCAGCCUACAGCCGAUUCACGCCUUCCCGUCCCGCUGACAGCCUCCCCCGUCACUGCGUGUCCCACCCCCUGCCGUUCGCCGCCGCGGGCUUCCUCUAGCUCUUCUCCGGCAUCGUCUCUGCUUGUAUCUCCUGAUGCUACACUCGCCACGCCUAUCUUGUCUCGGGAUGCGACCGCUGGACCGGGGCCGGCCAACGAUGACCAAAAGGCGCUGUGCUUGACGCCGCCAAACGAGUCGAUGGCCAAGGUAGGAGAAGGCGUCGGGAUGACUCCCAGCAGGGCGCAGAUCGACGCCGCAGGACUGCCAAAUUCCAGUACUGUUAGCGAAGCGUCAGGGGACGCGGGAAGGUCCGUUAGACCGGCUACAGGGGAUGGCAAGCAGUCCUCGGCGGAUGACUGUUCGUCAAAGGCAGAGAAUACAACGUCGGGCUCGCAGGCCGGUACAGAAAAGUUGCAUUCGGUUUCGUCGUGUUCCGCCAGCGAACGAGACACCGUGAAGGAGUGUGCUGCCUCGCUUGUUGAAGGUGCCGCGCCAGGCACAUCGUCUCUUGCCGUGUCAAGCGAGGCUGUUUGGCGUCCGGGUGGAGAUCUGACAGGAGUCCGUUCUCCGGGAGUGUGUGCUCGCUUCGAUGAGAAAGCGGUAGGGCAAGAUGCACAGACGCUGCCUUCAGCUCCCCCGUCUCAUGCUCUCCCAGCAGUGGCAGGCAAUUCAGAACGGCCGCGAACCCCAGACGUGCCCUGCGGCGGAAACAGCCACGGGGAAAGUCCGCGCGACCUUAGUUCGUUGAGUGCGUUUUGGGGGCGUGCAGUGGAUCCGAAGAACAGGGGACACGUGGCAGAAGCGAGCGAGCGAACAGACAAGGGAGACGCAGAGGAAGAACCUGGAAAUGCACUAGAGAGGAAUGCCGAGUGGGCCCCCAGGGCGGCAGCGAAAAUGGGUGACAGUGAAGUCUUGCGGACGGGCCACGGUGCCGGUGCGUCCGCCGGGCGUAUCUCGCAAUUUCCUAACGGCAUGCACCACGGUAGGCAAGACACACAAGGUCCGAAAGGGAGCAAUUUCGAUUCCUUCCCGCCGGAGGACCGCGAGGCUGCCUCGCCUGUGCUGUCGCCGCGUGCCGAGAGGGCGGGCAGUGGUUGCGCAGAUCAGCUGAUGGUGAGUGUAAAGACAAACACAGAAGGCACUAAAGGCGAUGGACCGGAGGCGAGAAACCUCAGCCUUUGUGAAAGUAUUUCCCGAGAAAUCAAGGCAGGAGGCGAGGCCGUCGGAGCCGAUUCAGGAGCAAGGAAACGAGCAUGCGAGGGAGGGCCGGUGGAGUUCAAGAGACGCAAACACGGAACUGAAGGUCUCUCAGCGUGUCUCGAAAUGGGAACUCCCACGCUCUGA